This is a messenger RNA of Gamsiella multidivaricata, 1419 nucleotides long. RefSeq names its product mannosyltransferase putative-domain-containing protein. Gene Ontology annotation, cellular component: Golgi apparatus. Bases 1 to 1419 code for a protein of 472 amino acids. Gene Ontology annotation, biological process: protein O-linked glycosylation. The transcript has 2 exons. The record is from RefSeq and is a predicted model, not a curated record. Lineage: Eukaryota; Fungi; Mortierellomycota; Mortierellomycetes; Mortierellales; Mortierellaceae. Gene Ontology annotation, molecular function: alpha-1,3-mannosyltransferase activity.
AUGCUGCGCCAGGAUUAUGACCCAAGCGAGGAUCUCUCAGGAAAGCCCGAACGCCUCAACUUUGCAGAGCUUUCCCGUGCUGAGAGAUUACACAAGGCGCUUUGGAAUCAUGUCCACCCACUCUAUCAAUCACUUUCAGGGCGGGACCGGGAUCGCGAGGAGCAAUUGGCGGAGAUGGCCAAGACACGUCCGGAGGUGAACUUUUUCCUAAAGUUGGAGAAACGUCUAUACCCCUGGAUCCAACACGGUCGCCAGUCUUCAUUUUCACUACACAGGACAUUCAAGGGCAAGGGAUUAGUCUUUUGUGCAGGCAAUGGGCAGUUCGAAUUUGUUGUCACGGCUAUUCAGGCGGUCAGGAACCGACUCAAGUCAGCGUUGCCUAUUCAGGUGUUCCACAUGGGCGAAGACGAUCUCUCCAAGGAGCGUCAGACGUAUUUGAGAGAAAUGGCAGCAGGGAUUGAGAUUGUGGAUGUGACCCAGAUAUUGAACGACGAGUACAUGCGUCUGAAUGGUUGGGCGAUCAAGCCCUUUGCGAUGCUUGCGUCCAGUUUUGAAGAAGUCAUGUUUGUCGAUGCAGAUGCUUAUUUCUUGCAGGACCCGGCAGUUUUGUUCGAAGAUCCAGGAUAUCUGGCGACUGGAGCAUUGUUCUUUUACGACAGAACGCUCUUCCCGGAUUGGACUGUUGGAUCAGACUGGAUCAGAUCGAUGCUGCCUAUCAUGUCGACCUUCCCUGAAAAGUCGCGCAUGUUCAACCUUCUUUCCGCGCACGAGCAAGAGUCCGGAGUCGUGCUGAUUAACAAAAGGACCCGGUUCCCAGGCAUGCUUGCCACCUGCAAGAUGAACGGCAAAUGGGAGCGUGACCUGUACAGCUAUGAGAUUUUCCAUGGCGACAAGGAGACGUUUUGGGUUGGGUUUGAGAUGGUCCAGGAGCCCUACGCGUUCAUGCGCAACUAUGGCGGUGCCAUUGGAGAACUUCAUCCCAAUAACAAUCAGUCCGUCUGUGGAGCACAGCUGCAUGAGGAUCAUCAGGGUAGACCGCUGUGGUGGAAUGGUGGACUGUAUCGAAACAAGAACGCGGGGGUUACGCGAAAUCUUGAUUUUGGAUACUGGAUGUCUGGCGGUGGACACCAGCAGCAUCGUGAACGGUAUACGCAUGACAAGGCGAGGAUGAUUGAAGUCUUGAUAGACUUGGGGUUGAGCUCGAGUGAUGACCUGAUAAUGGAACCGAGAGAUGCGGCGUGGGACUUUGAGGAGAGUUGUCUGGCUGGGGCUGCAGUACACACUCUGACGCAGCGGGAGAAGGAUUUAGCUAAUGGAUACAUUGCCAUUGAUAAGAUUGCGAGGGAGGAUGGGCGUAAGAUGGAUGCAGGCGAGAACCCGGAUCCAAAGAAGCAUAACUGGGACACUGCGGCCUCAUGA